Perognathus longimembris pacificus (Pacific pocket mouse) is the source of this 1014-nucleotide messenger RNA. Its product is annotated as olfactory receptor 147-like. Lineage: Eukaryota; Metazoa; Chordata; Mammalia; Rodentia; Heteromyidae. The transcript has a single exon. Gene Ontology annotation, molecular function: G protein-coupled receptor activity; odorant binding; olfactory receptor activity. Gene Ontology annotation, cellular component: membrane. Bases 1 to 1014 code for a protein of 337 amino acids. Gene Ontology annotation, biological process: sensory perception of smell; G protein-coupled receptor signaling pathway. The record is from RefSeq and is a predicted model, not a curated record.
AUGGAUGAUUACAUUGUAGGAGACCCAGGUUGUCCCCUAUCGCCCCGUCUUUCUGGUGUCUGCAGAUCCGCGGAGGGAGGAGUGCUUCCUGCAAACGGCUCUCUGGUGACUGAAUUCAUUCUGAUGGGCCUGACAGACCGGACUGACCUCCAGAUGCCCCUCUUCUUCCUGUUUCUAGGCAUGUACACGGUCACUGCCUUGGGCAACCUGGGGCUCAUCAUUCUUGUUACACUCAAUCCACACCUCCACACACCCAUGUACUUUUUCCUUUUUAACCUGGCCUUUGUAGACAUCUGUUACUCUUCUGUGAUCACCCCCAAAAUGCUGAUGAACUUUGUACUAAGCAGAAAUGUCAUCUCCUAUGAAGGCUGCAUGACGCAGCUGUACCUCUUUUGUUUCUUUGUCAUUUCUGAAUGUUAUGUGCUGACAUCCAUGGCGUAUGAUCGCUAUGUGGCCAUCUGCAAUCCCCUUCGGUACAGCACCGCCAUGUCUCCGAAAGUCUGCUCCUCCCUUAUGCUUGCUUCCUACCUGAUGGCGUUUUGUGAUGCCACCAUCCACACUGGGUGUGUGCUGAGACUGACCUUCUGCGAUGCAAACGCCAUCGACCACUUCUUCUGUGAUGUCAUUCCUUUGCUGCAGCUCUCGUGCACCAGCACACAUGUCAAUGAGGUAGAGAUUUUCAUUGUAGGGGGAAAAGACAUCAUUUUGCCCAGUCUCAUCCUCUUUGUCUCUUAUGGUUUUAUUCUUUGCAAUAUCUUCAAAAUCAGGUCCACGGAGGGCAGGUCCAAAGCCUUCAGCACCUGCAGCGCCCACAUGGUUGCUGUGUCUCUGUUCUUUGGGUCAUGUACGUUUAUGUAUCUUAAGCCCUCCUCAGCGGGGACUAUGGAUGAAGGGAAAAUCGCUUCUGUGAUCUAUACCAUCGUGGUACCCAUGCUGAACCCCUUAAUCUAUAGCUUGAGAAACAAAGAUGUUAAAGUGGCUCUGAUAAAAACCAUAAGCAGAAGGAAGUUUUGA